Messenger RNA from [Torrubiella] hemipterigena, 7599 nucleotides. The record is from the annotation of a GenBank genome assembly. NCBI's taxonomy places the organism in Eukaryota, Fungi, Ascomycota, Sordariomycetes, Hypocreales, Clavicipitaceae.
GCCGAGCAAGGGUUGUGGGUUGCAUGCCGUGCCGCUCAAGAUAACGAGACAAGAAAGAAAAAGAACCGGGAACCUGCGAGACAACAAACGGCUGUACCAAGGGUCCAAUGAGACUUUUACAGACACAUGACGGGCAUCUCAUCUAGGUGGCACGGCCCGUAGCGCCCAGUAGGGGACUCAACGCACCCACUACGCACCCAUCACAUCAUAUCACAUCGAUUUGGAUGGGACCAAGACAAAUCAAAUGCCGACGCUAAUCGGGCGUGGCUGGAAGAAUCUCAUUCGGGACAAUGUACUGCUGGUAGACUGCCCACGAGCAAUAUAGCCGGGAACCGCGAUGGAGCCAGCGGGCCUCCUGCAUGGGAAAGUGUCCCUUUACAACGGGUGGAACCCCCCUGCUACGUACGGUGACGCUCAAAUGACUGAAAAUUGAUACGGGUUUGGUCGUGUAUGCAAGAUGCACAAAGAUGUUUCUUUUUUGCCGGUUCUCUCUUCGGGUCAAUUGCCGAACCCAUCGAAUCUGAAGGUGUGGCUGUCGGAGGCGUAAAGGGAUCGAGAUGUAUAGAUAUGCACGUAUAUAUAAUGAUAUUUACUACACCCGGCCUUCCAAUGAAGCAGUUGCCUACCUUUUUCUGCCUGUACACGCUUUUUAGAGCUACGACUUCACAAUGGGUAAAAUUGAAAUAAAAACAAAACCGAUUGCCAUUAUAGGCAUGAGCUGCCGCUUGCCAGGCGCCGUGGACUCGCCUGAGAAGCUUUGGGAGCUCGUGGCUGCUGCACAAAACACUUGGUCGCCGACACAUCCUUCCGAAGAGAGAAGUGACGACGCUUUCUAUCAUCACCGGCCCGAAACACUUGGAACAGUAUGAUACUUACGGUCCAACAUUUUGACACGUUUGCUAAAAUAGGAUUGCAGAAUCACAGCCAGGGCGGCCAUUUCCUGGACCAUGAUGUUGCUGCGUGUGACAUAUCCUUCUUCAACCUCACGCCUGACGUGGCCAAGGUUAGUGAGACUCCGAAGAGAUUCAACCUCUACCAUGCUAAGAGUAAUAUUCCAACUGACUUCUCUUGCUAGAGUAUGGACCCUCAGAUUCGUCUCCUUCUUGAGGUGGUCUUUGAAGCACUCGAGUCAGGUAAGUCUGAGUGCAAGUACCUACCGUAAACCAGUUCCUUUCUUCUAAUACUGCAUGUGGCGGUAGCGGGCAUUACUCUGGACAUGGUUGCCUCUUCAUGUACUUCUGUCUUUGCGGGUGCCGCGUUUCACGACUACCAGGAUAUUCUCAUGCAAGACAUUGACAACCUUCCGCGCUACCACCUCACGGGCAACGCGCCGGCCAUGCUUGCCAAUAGAAUAUCACACUUCUUUGAUCUUCGCGGACCCAGUGUAGCUGUUGACACGGCGUGUUCUACGGCCAUGACGGCGUUACAUCUGGCUUGCCAGUCUCUCAGAGCAGGCGAGUCAUCCAUGGCAGUCGUGGGUGCAGCCAAUCUCAUCUUAUCCGCUACAUCCUCUAUUAGCUUGUCCACUCUUGGACUCACUGGAUCAACUGGCAAGUCGUUUAGCUUUGACGAAAGAGCUAACGGAUACGGCAGAGGCGAGGGUGUAGGGUGUCUGCUAUUGAAACCGCUCGAUGCUGCGAUCCGAGAUGGCGAUCCCGUCCGUGCUGUCAUCAGAGAGACCAUGAUGAACCAAGACGGUAGGACGCCCACAAUUACAUCACCAUCUUCUGAAGCGCAAGCAGCAUUGAUGAAGCAGUGUUAUACUGCAGCCGGCCUCAAUCCGCAGCAAACAGGGUAUGUGGAAUGCCACGGCACCGGUACUCUCGUCGGAGACAAGGUAGAGACAGCUUCCGUGGCCAAAGCGUUUGAAGCGCACAAAUCAGUGUAUGGUCCUCUGUAUAUUGGAUCAGUCAAGGCCAAUUUCGGCCAUACUGAAUCGACUAGCGGCAUCGCAGCGGUAAUCAAAGUUGUCAAAAUGCUCGAGGCCGACAUUAUCCCGCCGCAGGCCCUUUUCUCAAACCCAAACCCAGAUAUCGACCUGGACAAACUAAACAUCAAGGUUUCCAAGACAUCCAUUCCGUGGCCUGAAGGCAAGCAUCGGCGAGUUUCUGUCAAUAAUUUCGGAGCUGGUGGUGCAAACGUUCAUGCCAUCAUCGAGAGCGCAGGCUACUUAGCUCCUUGCAUCCUUCAUGGCAGUAAAGCGACCAGUUUUAUUGGUGAUACAUCACUUUUGUUUCCACUUAGUAGCGCGCGGAAAGACGGCCUACAAGCUAUGGCCAUGCGGUUGGCCGAAUACCUAGAAGCCAUGGAAUUGCCGCCAGACACGGAGAACGAGAUGCUACACAACAUCGCUUACACGUUGUCUUUGAGACGAUCUCAUCUCUCUUAUAGAUCUUCGUUUGUUGCCGGGUCUAUGUCGCAGCUCAGAGAAACGCUAGCGAGACCUCACGAAGUUCCAUGCCAUGUGAAGCCAUUAGCUCCCCAGCUAGCCUUUGUGUUCACGGGCCAAGGAGCGCAGUGGCCGGAGAUGGGCCGCACCUUGAUCGAUACAUAUCCUGUGUUUAAGAAGUCGAUUCAUGAUGCGCAAGUAUGCUUGUCAUCUCUUGGGGCGGAAUGGAACCUGGAAGAAGAGCUGGCUAGACCCGAGGCGAGCAGCAGACUGGCGCAGCCAUACUUGAGCUUUCCGUGCUCAGUCAUCAUUCAACUCGCCGUGGUCAGGCUCCUUGCAUCCUGGAAUGUUACUCCUGUCGGAGUCACUGGCCAUUCAAGCGGCGAGAUUUCGGCUGCGUACGCCGCUGGCAUACUAACGUUCGACGAGGCCAUCACCAUUGCAUACCUGCGUGGUCGAUUGACGAGCGAUUAUGUGAAUGAUGGGCGUAUAACAGGCGGCAUGGCGGCUCUUGGGGCAGGCGAAAGUGAAGCUCUGCAAAUUGUAAAAGAUCUUGGACUGGCUUCGGAACUAGUGGUUGCCUGCAUCAACAGUCCAUCAAAUGUCACUCUUGCCGGAACUACACAGGCGCUGGAGGUGGUGUCGGAAUGGGCAAAAGACAACUCCAUCUUUUAUAGACGGCUAGAUAUCCCGGCGGCGUACCACUCUCCUCAGAUGGAGUGUCUAUCGGAAGAAUAUCUCAAACGACUCGAACCACACUUUCGAGAUGAUGGCAAACGAAACGGUGGAGAGGCGUACUCUGGCAGCAGCAACACCGAGGUACGUUUUGUGUCUCCGGUUACGGGAAAAGACAUUGGCAAUGGUACGCAGUCCAUUCGCGCACCUAAACACUGGAUCGAGAACAUGGUUCAAAGUGUCAAGUUCACGGAUGCCGUGGAAUCCUUGCUCUUCAAUAACAGCGAAACAACAGGUGUCGCUGUUGACACCAUCAUUGAGAUUGGCCCGCAUGGUGCUUUGCAAGGAGCCAUGCGCCAGAUUCUUUCCAGUUUCAAGGUUUCUCCUUCAAAGGUAUCGCUGCAAUACAGCCUGAAACGGGGCUCCGAUUCUGCCUCCGCGAUGCGGAUCUUGGCUGGCACGCUUCAUUGCCAAGGGGUCCCUGUCAAUCUGCAGCAAGUCAACUUCCCGUCCUGGGAUAUGUGUUCGCAGCGCCCCGCGGUAGUCACUGACUUGCCAACAUAUGCGUGGGAUCACAGCAAGCGAUACUGGGUUGACUCAGUGCGGGUGACGGAAUCGCUGCAACAUAAACAGCGGCGGCAUUACCUGCUGGGCACCAAGGUCCAUGGUCCAACCCCCAAUAUCCAUAUCUGGAGGAGCAUGUUUCGGGUGGACGACAUGCCCUGGGUGCAGGACCAUCUGAUACACUCUGAGUUAUUAUUUCCUGGAGCGGGAAUGCUUACAAUGGUCCUGUAUGCAAUGCCUCGGAUUGACGGGGCUGACUCUACGGAACUCUGUUCGUCUGUAGUCCACGAUAUCACCUUUUACAAUGGCGUCAUUGUCCCUCGUUCUUCAGCCGGUAUUGACAUUCAACUCACCGUCCAGAAACAAGACACCUCGAGGCUCUUGGAGACGAAAGAGCACAAACGCUUUGAUUUCUACUCGCAUGAUGGUGCAGGCAACUGGACGGGCCACUGCGAAGGCACCAUCUCCACACUCUCUCAGCUCCCAUGUAUAAACACAUUUGCGCAGAGAUACAUUGCACUCGAGAACACCGGCACGCCCUUUGACGUGUCCGAGUUUUAUCAGCUGCUCGAAGAGACUGGUCCUAGCCUGGGUCCUGCAUUCCGCCAUCUAUCGAGCCUCGUCCGCGGCGAUGGCUUUGCCGAAGCGAUUGCCGUGGUUCCUGAAAUCAAGGAUGCCAUGCAACAUGGUGACGAGACGGAGCAGUGGCUCCAUCCGACCGUUUUAGAUUUGUUCUUCCAGAUAGCUUGGGUUGCUGUGGACCGCCAAUAUCUAGACAGACUGGGGAUCUGCAUAGCAAACUCUGCAAAACGAGUCCAUGUGGCCCGUGGCGUGGACUUAGUUCCGGGCACCCAGCUGCGUAUUGUGGUGUUCCUUGACCAACACGAUGAUGCUGGCUUCGACGUUUCGCUCUUUGUCGUGGAACUUGAUGGAGAGAAUAAUGAGCGUGUGCUUCUGCAUACCUCUGGAUUGCGAAUUUCUUCGUUGUCUGGUGGCUCGGAGGCUUCGUUGGUGGACAAUUCAGUGAUUCUGCGGCCCACGAGCACAGUAUUGCAGACAUCUACUCUGUCUGAUACCGCCGUACACGACGCCAAGGUUUCUUUGCCUUACUCCAUCAUGGUGCAUACUUCUGUUUACAAGGUCGGCAAUCCUUUUGCGGAACUCGUACGUCAGACACUGUACAGUCGGUUUGAUGGGGUGAGCGCCUUGGAGACACCAGGCCAAUCGAGUAUGGGCAAGAUUGUGGUGUUCUUGGAUGAUUCUGACCAUGCUUUCUUGUCAAAUGGCGAUGCAGAGAGUUUCAAUAACAUGAAGGAAAUGCUUCUUGACGCGGAGAUUUUCCUCUGGGUGUCGCGAUGCUCGGAUAGUAACCCCGGCUUUGCCACGCAUCUUGGUCUUUUAAGGACACUGCGGAUGGAACAAGGCGACAAGAAGUACAUCACCCUUCACUUACCCAUUGCUACAGAAGACCAAGAUUCAUCAGAACAUGAAUCUGCAAAAGCUAUAUCCGAUGUGUUGUGGUACGUAGUAUCUGCGUCAUCAUCGUCUGACUCCAUCUACGAAUUUGAGCUUCGGGAUGGAUCGCUGUAUCGCCUUAACUACCAGCCAGCCGAGGAACUGAACAACGAAUACUCGCUCUCGAGAGGUGGUUCCGGUGAGCUACUUGCGGCUCAAUAUGCUUGGUCCUCAGACAACUAUCUACGGCUCGUUGCCAAGGAGCCUGGAAUGCUCGAUAGUCUCUCCUUCCGUCAGGACAAUAGAUUGCUACACUCAAUACCUCUAGCAGAUGACUGGGUCGAGAUAGUACCACACAGUUUCGGUCUCAACUUCCGAGAUGUGCUCGUGGCCAUGGCAGAAAUGAAAGAGGGCUGGAUGGGCUUCGAGUGCGCGGGUUACGUGACCCAAGUCGGUGCCGCGGUCUCGGGUAAUGUCUAUGGAGUUUCUGUUGGGGCUCGCGUCUGCUGCUUAAUGCAAGGCGGCCACUGGGCGAACAGGAUACGCGUACCUCUCACAAAUAUUGUAGCCAUCCCGGACAGCAUGACGUUUGAGAUGGCGGCCUCUAUCCCCAUGUGCUUUGUGACGGCAUACUAUGGGCUGGUAGAAUGCGGCAGGCUCGAGGCCGAUGAGACUGUCCUCAUACACGCCGGGGCUGGUGGUGUUGGACAGGCAGCCAUCGCUAUUGCGCAGAGUCGUGGAGCCAAAGUGUUUGCAACGGUGGGAAGCGAUCAGAAAAAGGAAUACCUCGUACAGCACUAUGGCAUUCCCGCAGAACACAUAUUUUCCAGCCGCAGUGCCGACUUCAAAGAGGAAGUGCUUCGUGCCACAGGAGGGCACGGCGUCGAUGUGCUAUUAAACUCUCUGGCCGGGCCACUCUUGCAAGCCGGCUGGGAUGGCAUGGCACUUUGUGGCCGCUUUAUUGAGCUUGGAAAGCGAGAUGCGAGAGUUGACAAGGUGCUUGAGAUGCGCAACUUUAGCAACGCAACAUCCUAUAUGGCAAUUGACAUUGUCCAGUUGGGACUAGCCAAGCCAAAGGUCCUCCAGCGCAUCUUCACCACGGUGACGGACCUGCUCAACACUGGUCGUGUACUGCACAAGAUUCCAAUCACAUCGUAUCACAUCAGCAACCUCACCACAGCAUUUAGGAAUCUACAAAGUGGAAAGCAUCUCGGCAAGUCCAUCAUCACAAUCCAGCCUGACGACCAAGUGUCUGCCAUACCAGCGCACGUUUCGCUUCCAUCAUUGGAUAAAAACGGCUGCUACCUCAUUGUUGGCGGAACGAGCGGCAUUGGACUGGAGAUUGCCCGGUGGAUGUCGCGCAACGGCGCCGGGCAUCUGCUGCUCGUCUCCAGAAACGCAUCAACUGCGACAAACCAAUGGAUCUGCGACGAGUUUGAAGCAGCUGGUGAAGCUUUCGUGAGCUUGAGCAGCUGUGAUGUGACGUGCAUAGAUGAUUUGACAAACGUGGUCGACGAGUACAGCAGAAAGAGCGAGCAGAAGCACGGUCAUCAAGUACCGAUCCGAGGCGUCAUUCAGUCUGCGGCUGUUCUUGAUGACGGUAUUUUUGAGAACAUGUCCUUUGAGCAGUGGCAGACAGCCAUGCGUCCCAAGGCGCAGGGAACAUCUAACCUAGAUCUCACCUUUAGAGAUGUCGACUUGGACUUCUUUGUCAUUCUAUCUUCGGUGACUGCUGUCGUCGGCAGCGUAGGUCAGGCCAAUUACACGGCCGGCGGUACAUUCCAGGACGCUCUUGCAGCCCGCAGAGUCGCUUCCGGACGACCAGCCGUGUCCAUCAACCUGGGCAGCGUCCGGACUACUGGCCUCGCAGCACGCACCGGCGCUGGUCCUCGUCUCGAAAAGGCCGGGUACCGCGCGCAGGACGUGUCCGAGGUUCUCUCGCUCGUCGAACUAGCGAUCCGACACCCUCACCUCGGCCAGCUAGUUACGGGUAUCCGCACUUGGUCUUCAGAUGAGAAUAUAAACUGGCGACGGGAGCCUCGCUUUGCAUGUCUACGCACCGGCAGCGAGGGGGACAAUGCAGCCGCUGGUGCAGCCACGGGAAGUAGGUCCUCCUGGAAGGAGAAGCUAGCAGCCGCUACGACGUCGGACGAGACCAUCGAGGUGUUAACGGAAGCUGUCAAGCAGCGACUAGCAGACAUUUUUGAUCAGACGGCGGAUGACUUUAACACUGCACUCUCGCCGGCGACGUAUGGCGUCGACUCCCUCGUCGCCGUAGAGCUGCGCAAUUGGCUUCACACAAACAUUGUCGCGGGCACGAGCAUCUUUGACAUAACACAGAGUAAAUCCAUCUCGGAUCUAGCGAUGCGUCUAGAGGCGAAACUCGCUGCCAGUAGUACUUGAGCAAGAAGACGAAGGUGGUGUCGCGCAUCCGAGGCUGCUCGCGCUCGAUUAUCGAGAAAAUACCUAUACUGUGUAGAUUUCAGCCUAUUAAUUAAUAUUUAAUUUGUAAACGA